This is a messenger RNA of Danaus chrysippus (African queen), 1059 nucleotides long. NCBI's taxonomy places the organism in Eukaryota, Metazoa, Arthropoda, Insecta, Lepidoptera, Nymphalidae. The record is from the annotation of a GenBank genome assembly.
AUGGUGCAUCUAGAGAUGACAACCGUUUUACCAUACUGUCACACAUUGUGUAUAAAUGAUCUGCCGAAUGAAUUACUUAUUUACAUAUUUUCAAUGAUCGAUUUUGAAUCCCUGCUGGCCGUAGCUAAGGUGUGCAUGAGAUGGCAACAACUAUGCAUGACUCCAUGUAUCUGGGAUAACACACGCCUCAUUGUCUGUAUGAAGAACUAUGUGAGAAUAAGCGAUAGUAUUGUGCCAUUUGUGGCCAAGUAUUUAAAAAAUGUUAAAUUACAGUAUUUCAAAUUGUAUUCUCAAGUCCGGGCUUCCUUAAUCAGCUACUGCCCCAAUUUGACUCACCUAGAAAUAAGCAUAUCACAAGUUGAUAGUUGCAUAUUCGAUGACCUAGGAUACUGGCCUAAUUUGAAAUUUCUCAGCUUUAGGAACUCAUUGAUAGUGCAAAGUAAUGCGAAUGCAAAUGGGAAUUUUGUCUAUCAUUUACCAUUUGAGAAGUUGAAGUACCUUGAAACCCUUAUACUGUCUAAUUUCGCAUUAACCCACAACAGUUUAUACAGUAUGCUACAAUGUGUUAAUUUAGUCAGUAUUAACAUGGAAAAAAUGAAGAACAUACCAUCAGACUUUCUGGACUCUCUGUUAAGAACUAAACAGAGCAGUUUGAGGGCCCUGCACAUUUACGGGGAUACACUCAAUGAUGAUAUAAUAUGUUCAAUAUCAAAAUGCAAAACACUUCAAGUAUUACACAUCAUGACUUGUAAAACUCUGUUUGAUUCUAGUCUCUUGCAUCUAUACAGAUUGAAAAAUCUGAGGUCCUUGAAAUUACGUCAUGGAUACUUUUCAACUAAUGCUCUCCUUGCAUACUUCUCCAACAACAUCUUUCAACAUUUAACCUACCUAAGUCUGUCUAGAUGUCACCAUGUUACUAUGCAAGUAGCUAAAGCUAUCAAAGCUUGUGCACCAAAUCUGAAAGAACUAUCCUUCUACCUGUGUCCAUUUAUUAUUGCAACUGAUUUUAAGAAGGAGGAAUUACAGGAAAUGUUCAAUAUAGAUUUACUGCUAGACUAG